GCGGAAAAGAAAAUUCUGCGCGCGAAGUUAUCUCGGCGAAACCAGCGGCAUCAUUUUGUUCGCAUCCUGCCUUUGUUGAGGAAGGAACGCUUGUGCAUUUGUUUCAUUUUGUUGGAUUAUAUACAAUAUUUAAGAGAUCUUUCAACAUGCCUGGAACAAAAGACGAAGUUGCUGUUGAGGAGCAGGAGACAACAGAGCCUAUUGUAGCCAAGACAGUUGAUGAUGUGAAAGGCAAAUGUGUUGAGGCAGAGGCAGAUGCUGAAGAACAAAACACAGAAGAUGUACCCAAAGAAGACUCAGAAGAAAACACAAAUGAGAAUGCAUGCUCUGAAGUAGAAGAAUCAAAAACAGAAACAGAAGAGUCAACAGCGGAAAAAAGAUCUGCAGAAGAUAAAGAAUCAGAGGAUGGUGAGGAUGAAAGCCCGAAAAAGAAAGUAAAAAAAGAUAGCACUGAAACAGAAUCAUCGAAUGGAACCACAGAAACAACAGAGUCAGCCUAGUUUUCUCACCAAUCCCUAUUUUAUUUUUUUGACCUUGACCACAAACUUUGUAUAAAAAAAUGUGUUUAUCAUCAUGUUCAGGAGAUAUUUGAAUUUAUAGUCAGGUUGUAUACUUCAUCAUGGUUUUCAUCAUUUGUACUGUUCUUGUAAUAAACAUCUUUAAUGUAA
Molecule: messenger RNA, 668 nt
Organism: Biomphalaria glabrata
Lineage: Eukaryota; Metazoa; Mollusca; Gastropoda; Planorbidae
Product: tripartite motif-containing protein 44-like
Exons: 4
Coding region: 147-500 (117 amino acids)
Source: RefSeq, a predicted model, not a curated record